ACGACGACCGCCAAUAGGGUGCUAUUGCGACGCUAGCACGCUGCUCCCUCUGCUAUCUGGAACAGAGCUCAAGGUCACCUUGACUGCAGCCAUGUCCUGGGAAGACCUCCGCAAGGACGGGAUUCAGCAGUACAAAAAGCGCAAUUAUACCGAGGCGGUAGCCUUAUUUACCAAGGCUAUAGAGGCUGGAGGUCAGGCGGAACACAGUCUUUACGAUGCACGUGCCGCCACUUACGAGCAGCUCGGCGACUUCAAGCUGGGGUUGCUUGACGCGAAGAAGGUCAUCGGUCUUGCGUCAGAAAAGUGGCAAGGGUAUGCUCGUGCUGCGCGGAUCUUUCAUCGUGCGAGCCGGUUCGACGAGGCUGCGAAAAUGGCCGACCGUGCUAUUGCACGCAUUCCUGUCGGCGACACCGCCCGGCGGAAGGAGAUGGUCACGCUCAGGCAUAAUGCGCUUGACCAGCGUCGGCGCACUCAGGACCACACAGCUCGCCUUCCUGUCGAGAUCCUCGACGAGAUCUUCCGACUCCUCGUCGACGCUGACCACACCGCGCUCCUCCCGCUUCUUCUCGUCUGCGUGCGGUGGCGUCGCGUGGCGGAGGGGAACCCAUACUUGUGGACGGUGCUCAGCCUGCACAACCGAAAGCCGGUGUGGAAGCUGCGCCGCUGGGCGGCGUGCUCGCGCAACCGGAUCCGCGACGUACGCCUUGCGCCGGGGCUGGGUCUCAACCUCGAGUGGGCGUUCGGCGAGCUCUCCAUACUCGACUGGACGCGCGUGCGUGCUCUGCGCAUUGGCUCGUGGGAUCCGCUGCCUUUUCUCGAAAAGAUAGGUCAGAGACAGAUUCUGGGAGACCUGACUGAGCUCGAGAUCUUGGAAACCGACAACACCACGGACCGCGGGGCUCUCCUUGCGGAGACUCACUCGCUUCGAGUUCUCCGCCUGUUCAACAUAUGUAUCACCCAACCAUUACUCGACGGGCUAUGGUCCCUCCGGAAUCUCGCACACCUUGAGCUGCGCUGUAACAACAUCGCUGCCCAAUCCCUUGCCAACAUCUGCGGCAACAACCCCGACCUUCAAACGCUCGUUGUCGAAGCCACCUCCCGGGCGGUGGAAACCCUGACGGAUAUCAACGUGCAUGCAAUGCACGCCCUAACACGCCUCGAGCUCACAGGCGCCUUCCGCGCCGACCUUAUAAUGAUGCGGUUGCGUGUACCUGCGCUCGAGCGCCUGUCCCUCAUGCGCGGGUUCGCAAACAUCGACCGCGGCUUCAUGUAUAUGUGCAAUCAAGCAAGGACCUCCCUGCUCGGCCACACGGCCCUCACUCACCUCACCAUCCACUCGUACAUGGUCAUGCAAGAUUCGGUCGUCGAUCUGCUUCGCGCCUCGCCGUUGUUGCGCGGUCUAGAGCUUCGAGGGCUGGAGAAUGUGGCAAACUAUGUGCUAGAGCACCUCGAGGUUCCGCGUCCUGGGAGGAAGACGCGGUCGGAUGUGGUGCUGUGCCCACAGCUGCGGAGGGUCGCGGUGCCCAACUGUCCGGACGUGAAGACGGGACCGGUGGUAAGGAUGGUUGGCUCCAGGUUGUCGGCAGCGGGGCUCUCGCAUACCUCUCCCCCGGCUGCCACAGAGUUGAUUGCGACCGACCCGAAGGCUUUACACAAGGACGCCGAAGCGAAAGAGAUGGUCGAGAGACUCCAACCACUCGAGUCCACUUCGGAUGUCGAACGAUCUGCAAACAGCGAAGUUGCAGAGGCCACUGCGAUCAGACCCAUCUCGGAGCUCAUACUCGAUGGUUGCCCCGAAAUCGAGGCGGAACAUCUUCCUUGGCUAAAGGAGCGCGUGAAGCGGCCAGUACUCGACGACGCGUCGUUUUCUCAGCCCUCGGAGGCCGUAGGACGAGACUCCGAACCCGCGCCAGACGACAGCCUGUCCGCGAAACCAGAAUGGCGAACCGCCUCUCCGCCAGCAGUUGACAGCCAAUACCCCACUCCCUCUCCAGGGCCCUCCAAACUCAACGUGCAUCUCUAUCAAGUAAACCAAUUUGCACUCGUCAACUCAGGCGGAGACUGGUAUAAAGUGCGCAUACUGGAGGCGGAGAUGAGCAAUUUCAUACUCGACGGGCCGGUCAAGUCCCGCAAGCGGGCGGGGUUGUCGAGUUUUGGCAAACCAAAGACUUUUGGCAAGGGGUGGCGAGAGCGCGCGAGGGAGGUGAAGAAAGCACGCGCGAGCAAGGAGGCGUCCGUGAUGGCUGAACGGCCCGACGCGGCGGCGUACAAAGUGUACAAGAUACACUACGAGAACUUCAAUGCCGCCCACGACGAAUGGGUACCAGCGUGGAUGCUGCACCGAUUCGUGACCGCGAGUGACGAGCAAACGUCAGCAGGACCGAAGGCACUGACGGCCAUCCUCAAAAACAAGACCAUCUUGCUCGCGAAUCCGCCCACACGCGGGAGUGGGCAUGCUCCGAGGGGGCGUGAAGCUCGGAAUCGUAAUAAGGCCGGGAUAGUGUCAGUCACGGCACCGCCGCAUGACAGCAGGCAAGGGCACAAGAAACCCAAAGCCAUACCCCAGCCUAUGAAGCUGGAUAUGCCCGCGUCGCUGAGGAAGAUACUCGUCGACGACUGGGAGAACGUCCAGAAGAAACAGUUGAUCAUCAAGAUGCCCUGUACGCCGAACGUCGAUGAGAUUUUGCACGAAUUCCAAACGUACCUGGAGACGGAACCGCUUGACGAGAGCCUCUGUGACCCCAAAGUUUACGCCUCCAUCAUCACUGGCGGAAUCAAGGUGUACUUCGAGAAGGCCAUCGGCCGCAACCUACUAUACCCACCGGAACGUGCUCAGUACAGCGGCUGGCGGACGCAGUUCAAGACCGGCCAACACGUCACGCCGGAGACAACAAAGGAUAUGAGCGAGGCUUAUGGAGCCAUGCAUCUGCUCCGACUUAUGGCUAACUUCCCCCAAUACAUGGCCACCUCCGAUCUUGACCCGCCGUCUAUCCACGUCAUCUCCGACUACAUCAACGAGUUUCUCAGAUGGCUCGACCGCAACCACGAGAACCUCUUCCGCGACGAGUACAUGGUGCAGGCACACUACUUCCGGUACAUUUCCGAGUACUUCAUGAAGCCGGCGGCGACGGCGGCUUGA
This is a messenger RNA of Schizophyllum commune H4-8, 3139 nucleotides long. RefSeq lists its product as uncharacterized. The coding region runs from base 92 to 3139 and encodes 1015 amino acids. The transcript is spliced from 11 exons. Gene Ontology annotation, molecular function: protein binding. NCBI's taxonomy places the organism in Eukaryota, Fungi, Basidiomycota, Agaricomycetes, Agaricales, Schizophyllaceae. Gene Ontology annotation, cellular component: histone acetyltransferase complex; nucleus. Gene Ontology annotation, biological process: regulation of DNA-templated transcription; chromatin organization. The record is from RefSeq and is a predicted model, not a curated record.